CCCCCACGAAUAGUGGGGCUGUGAGUGGGGCAGCAGGUCCUGAGUGUUGGACUCUUGCUCUUUCAGGGGCCGGUGACCUUCGAGGAGGUGGCUGUGUAUUUCACCAGGGAAGAGUGGGCUCUGCUGGACCCCGCUCAGAGAGCCCUCUGCAGAGAUGUCAUGCAGGAGAACUAUGAGAAUGUGACCUCGCUGGCCAGUUUUCCCAUUUCCAAACCUGAUGUGAUCUCCCAGCUGGAACAAGGGGAGGAGCUGUGGGUCCUGGAUCUCCAGGGCUCUGAGGAAGGAGGGAUCACAAGAGGUGCCUGUGAAUCAGGUGCUGGGAUGGUGAAUGAGAACAAGGAGCUGAAUCCUCAGCAGGAAGAUGCUGAGCAUAUGGAAGCACAUGGGGGAUUACCGCAAGGAUCGAAAGGGAAUGUGGCCAGGUGUCGUGUGAAGGGGAAAGCCUGUGAGAGCCAGCACAGGCCAGAGGGGGAGCAGGGAAACCAGCCCAGGGAGAAAGUGGGCAAAUCCAUUAAUUGUCAGGGGCCUCACCAGGACUCCAAGGAAAUCACAGCCCAGCAGAGAAUAUCUACAAAAGAGAGAAAAAACACAUGCACUGAGUGUGGGAAACACUUCAGUAGCCACUCGGACCUUAUGAAACACAAGCGAAUCCACACAGGAGAGAGGCCCUAUGGAUGCGGUGUGUGUGGGAAAAGCUUCAGCCAGAGCUCUCACCUUAUUCGGCAUCACAGGAUCCACUCGGGAGAGAGACCCCACGAGUGCGGCAAGUGCGGGAAAAACUUCACUCUGAGUUCUGCCCUUAUUAGACAUCAGAGGAUCCACACAGGAGAGCGACCGCAUGAGUGCUGUGAGUGUGGGAAAACCUUCACUGACAGCUCAGCUCUUAUUAAUCACCAGAGGACCCAUACAGGAGAGCGACCCUAUACAUGCUGUGAGUGCGGAAAAAAGUUCACUCGGAGCUCAGGUCUUAUUAUACAUCAGAGGAUCCACACAGGAGAGCGACCCUAUGAAUGCUGUGAGUGCGGGAAAAGCUUCACUGUCAACUCAGACCUAAUUAAUCAUCAGAGGAUCCACACAGGAGAGAGGCCCCAUGAAUGCUGCGAGUGCGGGAAAAGCUUCACUCAGAGCUCAGCCCUUAUUAGACAUCAGAGGAUCCACACAGGGGAGCGACCGUAUAAAUGUUGUGAGUGCGGGAAAAGCUUCGUUGUCAAGUCAGAACUUAUUGGACAUCAGAGAAUCCACAUGGGACAGAUCCCCUAUAAAUGCUCUGAGUGCGGGAAAACUUUCACGCAGAGGUCAGCCCUUGUUACACAUUGGAGGAUCCACACAGGAGAGCGCCCCUAUGAAUGCCACGAGUGUGGGAAAAAAUUCACUGUCAAGUCAGACCUUACUAGACAUCAGAGAAUCCACACGGGAGAGCGCCCCUAUGAGUGCUAUGAGUGCGGGAAACUGUUCAGUCAGAAAUCAAACCUUAGCGCCCAUCAGACAAGCCACACAGGCGAGACACCUUAUCAAUGCUGUGAGUGUGGGAAAGGCUUCAGUGUGAGUUCUGCCCUUAUCAUACAUCAGAGGAUUCACACGGGCGAGAGACCUUAUCGCUGCUUGGUGUGCGGGAAAAGUUUCAUCCGCAGCUCACACCUGAAUAGACAUCAGACCCAGCAGGGAAUACCUACAGGAGAGAGAAAAAACACAUGCACUGAGUGUGGGAAACACUUCAGUCUGAACUCCACCCUGGUUAGACAUCAGCGGAUCCACACGGGGGAGCAGCCCUACAAAUGCUGUGAGUGUGGGAAACAGUUCAGUGAGAAAUCAAACCUUAUUACACAUCAGACAAGCCACACAAGAGAGAGACCCUAUGAGUGCUGUGAGUGCGGGAAAAGCUUCACUCGGAGUUCAACCCUUACUAGACAUCAGAGAAUCCAUACAGGAGAGAGACCCUAUGAGUGCUGUGAGUGUGGGAAAAAGUUCACUCAGAGCUCAGUCCUUCUUAAUCAUCAGCGAAUGCACACAGGAGAGCGCCCCUAUACAUGCUGUGAGUGCGGGCAAACAUUCGCUCAGAGCUCAGCCCUAUUUAAACAUGAGAAGAUUCACACAGGAGAGCGCCCUUAUGAAUGCUCUGAGUGCGGGAAACAAUUCAUUGAGAAAUCAAAAUUUAUGAAACAUCAGACAAGUCACACAGGAGGGAGACCCUAUGAAUGUUGUCAGUGCGGGAAACAGUUCAGUGAGAAAUCAAGCCUUACUAAACAUCAGGCAAGCCACACAGAUGAGAGACCCUAUGAGUGCAGUGAGUGCGGGAAAAGCUUCACUCGCAGCUCAUCCCUUAUAAGACAUCAGAGGAUCCACACAGGAGAGAGACCGUAUAAAUGCUGUGAGUGCGGGAAAAGCUUUGCUUUCAAAUCAGACGUUAAUAAACAUCAGAGCGUCCACACGGGAGAGCGCCCCUAUGAAUGCCGCGAAUGCGGGAAACAGUUCAGUCAGAAAUCAAACCUUAGGGCACAUCAGAGAGGCCACACAGAACAGAGUUCCUAUGAGUGCCGUGAGUGCGGGAAAAAGUUCAGUCAGCACUCAGGCCUUAUUAAUCACCAGAGAAUCCACAUGGGAGAGCGCCCCUAUACAUGCUGUAAGUGGGGGAAACAGUUCAGUGAGAAAUCAAACGUUCUUAAAUGUGAGGCAGACCACACAGGAGAGAAACCCUAUGAGUGCCGUGAAUGCGGGAAAAAGUUCACUCAGCGCUCAGGCCUUAUUAAUCACCAGAGAAUCCACACAGGAGAGCGCCCCUAUACAUGCUGUGAGUGUGGGAAAAAGUUCACUCAGAGCUCAGGCCUUAUUAAACAUCAGAGGAUCCACACAGGAGAGAAACCCUAUGAGUGCUGCGAGUGCGGGAAAAAUUUCACUGAGAGCUCAUCUCUUAUUAGACAUCAGGGGAUCCACACGGGAGAGAGACCCUAUGAAUGCUUUGAGUGUGGGAAAAGCUUCACUUUUAAAUCGGACCUUAUUAAUCAUCAGAGGAUUCACACACAAGAGCAGCCUGUGAAUGCAGUGAAAGCGGGAAAAGUUUCACCUGGAGCUCAUACCUUAAUAGACAUCAGUGAUUUCACAGGAUAGAGACACACCAUAAGAACUUUGUGUAGGGCAGAGAAAAGAUUUUUUUUUUUUUUUUAAAAGGCAUUUGCUAAUUCCUAUACAGGGACUUUGGUAAAAACAGCCCUAAAUUUACGUCACCCUGUUCCCUCAAUUCCCCCAGAUGAGUUGCCCACUUUUUCUUUGCAGGUCGCCCUUCUCUGAGGUGACCCGUGGUCCUUUCUACCAACUCCUUUCUCCUAUGAGUCAUGAGAGUGUGUCUCCCUCUGGCCAGGAGUGUCCAUCAGCCUCAAGUGGGGUUAAUAGGGGUGACCUCAGGUAGGGGUGAUCUAAAAUUGACCUGGGCUUUGUCUCCUCUAGGAUUUUCCAGCCUGCUGGAGGUAGUUAUCCUAAUGUAAAUACCCCGCUAUAUGUGCAGUGCUGACAUAGCCCAUGCACAGGGGCUGGGGUUAGCUCGCACCUUCCCCUUUGACCUGUCCUAAUUGACACCAAUAUUCCUGCUCUGGACAAUCCCUGAGCAGCACAUUUAUACUGUCUCCGCACUAACAAAGCAAGUGUUAGUCACCAAGUUUCCCCUUUGGCAACAGAUUGUCUCAUUCCCAGUUGUUCUCACGCUGGUCCAGGUUGUUUUGGGCAGUAGAUAUUUUUCUUUUUAACAUUUUCCUUAUUGAAAAUCUAUUUCAAUAUAACAAAGAGGAGGAGCAGGAGUAGGACAAAUGUAUCAUGUCGGCCUCUGUGACACUGGAAGGAAAUGGGGUGAGUGGACGGGAUUCCCUCCUUCCCCAUUACCGUCACUAGGCCCGCUCACUCCAGCAGCGCUGGGUUCUGUUUGAGCCACAAUGGAGUUUAUCCACCUAUAAUCUACCCCUCCAUCUCCCAGAGAGUCUCUGCACUUAAUGGCAAUUUGAUCCUAAAUCCUACUUGUUAGGCAGGAGAUGAAAGUGUCCCAGAUCUGGGAAAUUUCCAUGGAUCCCAAACACCAUGCAAUCAUUCCCCAUUUAAAUCUCAGUUUCUGUCUAUUGACAGAGCCACUUCUGGACAUUUUCCUGCUGAACUGGGAUAGUUUGCAGACAAGAAGGUCAGCAGUUUUUCCCUAUUACGAUGAUGCUAAUUUUCUUGUUUUGUCAAUAACAAUGAAGUGCUGUUGAGUGAAGCAGGUUUGAAUGGAUCAGAGGAGAAAGUGACAGGGGAAUCUGCUCUCCUGGUUUUUGAGUUAUCGAAUGUAACCUGCUCUAGAAUUUAAUUUUAUAUGAAACUGAAAGUGACUUAUACAGAGCUAGUUGAGUGGUGUUAAGUAUAGUUUGUUUAGUGAGCUGUGUUCUUCAUUUUAUUUGUUUGUUCAUUUUAAUGAAAUGUAUAAAACCGAGAGUGAGUCAUGUCUUUCAAUAAGUCACAUGGGUCAGAACCGUGGAGCAUCUGGGUGGAGAUCAGCCAGUCCAAGUUGGAGCCUUAUCAACUCCCUCUGUAUUAACCCUUUGGCUCUCACAUGGGAGCAGCUGUGGGGGGAGGAGGUGGGAACCCAUCUCAGCUCCCACUGGAUUCUAGGGAGCUCAGAGCAUCGUAAGUAAAAAAUGAAUUCCCCUACGCAGCUUUUAGGAGUAGGGAGUUGGUAGAAGGGCGGGGUAUCUCUAAGUAGGGGUGGGAUGCUGGUGGAUUUCUCUGCUGUCACUGUCAUGACCAGAAGCAGCCAGCACACACAUCUGGCUUGCCGUGGGAUUGUGUCUGGUCAGGAUCACCUGAAGUUGGAGGUCUGGUUCGAAGGGUUGUAAAUGGAGGGGAAGAGAUUGUGCCUUUUAGCCAUUGUGGUGUUGGAAGACUGAAGAUGUGUUUGUGUUUUGGGGGAACAUUGGGGAAUAACUGAAAGAGGGCAGAGUUAAGGUUGUGUGGGCAACCUUAUCUCUUAGUUUCCUAUUUUUCAGGCAUGUGAGUUUUGCUGAAGUUGAGCUUCUCCAGGCAGACAACAUUCCACCAGGCACUUAACUCCUUCUUAAUGAUGGUUUUUGUCCUUUAAUUACUCCUUGAGAAAUUCUGCACCAAAAAAUUAAAUAUUCUGCACACUA
Messenger RNA from Dermochelys coriacea (leatherback sea turtle), 5141 nucleotides. RefSeq names its product zinc finger protein OZF-like. Gene Ontology annotation, biological process: negative regulation of transcription by RNA polymerase II; regulation of cytokine production; regulation of immune system process. The transcript is spliced from 4 exons. Gene Ontology annotation, molecular function: DNA-binding transcription factor activity, RNA polymerase II-specific; RNA polymerase II cis-regulatory region sequence-specific DNA binding. The record is from RefSeq and is a predicted model, not a curated record. Bases 160 to 3105 code for a protein of 981 amino acids. Lineage: Eukaryota; Metazoa; Chordata; Testudines; Dermochelyidae.